Pygocentrus nattereri (red-bellied piranha) is the source of this 1520-nucleotide messenger RNA. RefSeq lists its product as uncharacterized. Gene Ontology annotation, biological process: S-methylmethionine cycle. The transcript is spliced from 8 exons. Lineage: Eukaryota; Metazoa; Chordata; Actinopteri; Characiformes; Serrasalmidae. Bases 208 to 1167 code for a protein of 319 amino acids. Gene Ontology annotation, molecular function: S-adenosylmethionine-homocysteine S-methyltransferase activity. The record is from RefSeq and is a predicted model, not a curated record.
AAUACUUUGACCCGAGGCGACACGUGGACUUUGUUAUUGUACUUGUGCGGGAAGGAUUUUUUUUUCUAAAGUUUUAACCACAGACAUGAAGCGUGUAGCUGACGAAUAAACCGCCUUUGGUAAAUUGCGUGUUUAAGACAGCGGUUAAACCCGACCGUCAGUACUUCACAGUCCAAACACUUCACAGACGGAAUGAAAACCCUUUAAAUGAACGCUGCAAAUGCGAAGAUGGACCCUGCAACGGCCAGCACGACGUCUAAGCCGUUCAUUUUGGAUGGUGGUUUAGCUACAGAACUGGAGGCAAGAGGAUUUCAGCUGCAGGGAGACCCUUUAUGGAGUGCUAAAAUCUUGUACACAGACCCAAAAGCCAUUAAGGAUGUACAUUACAGAUAUCUACAGUGUGGAUCUGAUGUCAUUACAACAGCCACAUACCAGGCUACUAUUGAAGGAUUCACCAAGCACCUGGGUCUCAAACCUGAAGAGGCUGAGCAGUUACUGAUGUCAGGGGUGCAAAUAGCUAAAGAGACAGCAACAGACUUCACGUCUAGCUGUAAAACAGCAGACAGAAAAGUGCCUUUGGUGGCGGGCUCUGUGGGCCCUUAUGGAGCAUUUCUGCAUGAUGGCUCCGAGUACACGGGAGUCUAUGAGAGCUGGAUGAGUGUGGAGGAGCUGAAAGACUGGCAUCGGCCACAGGUUCGUUGCUUAGUGGCUGCGGGAGCUGAUCUCAUCGCCAUGGAGACCAUACCAAGUCUAAAAGAGGCAGAGGCCUUGGUGGAGCUGCUGAGGGAGUUUCCUGAUGCUAAAGCCUGGCUCUCCUUCUCCUGCAAGGACUCUCUGAGUAUUUCAGACGGGAAUAAGUUCUCUGAGGCUGUUGAAGUGGCUAGUAAGUCUACGCAGCUGGUUGCUGUUGGGGUGAACUGCUCUCCCCCUGCUCUGGUGAAACCUCUUCUAGAUUCAGCAAAGUCACAGAAGGCAGCGAGCAUGAGCUGGGUGGUCUAUCCGAACAGUGGCGAGGGCUGGGAUCCCAGUACAGGAUGGAAAAUAGAAGAAAGGGUGCCAUUUACAGAGCUAAGCAUUGAGUGGAAAGAACAAGGGGCUUUAUGGAUCGGAGGCUGCUGUCGUAUUGGACCUGCGGACAUUAUGGAGUUGAGAAGUCGAUUGAUUUAGACAAACUUCAAGCUUAGAUGGAGAUUAUCACACUGAUCGUGGAACAAAGCUCACAACUGAUAUACAAGAAGUUGUAUAAAUAUUUAUUUAUAAAGAAAAAUUACCAACUACUUCCGGCUCAUACUGAUUUCACAUGUAUAUGGGAUUGUCGAUGGCCGCACACUUGCCAUAACACAUACUUCAGAUGUUGCUGUGGUAAAUUAAGAAUGGACAUCACACUGCACAGAACAUGAAAGCCACCAUGCUUUACAUCUUUUCACGAAAAACUUACACGCAAGAUCAGGUCUUCUCUAUUUGAUUUCACAGUUAACCGAAUCUGUCUCAGCUACCUAAAAUAAAAAACGCUUUCUGUU